UGCAGCCUUGGGGAAGGUCACCUGGUCAAGCUUCAUUAGCACUUCAAUGAUCCCGGCAGCUUUGCUCUCCUCUCUCUCUGCAAACCACCAGUCACAUGUGGUCUGAUUACUUGUUCUCAUUUUGACCUCAUUGCAGCUGAAGUCACUGGAUUUCUAUUCUCCAGAUUGUUUUCUCUUUCCCCCCCCCAGAGCUCCAUACAUAGUCUACAUGGCAGAAAACAAGCCUUACCGUUAUGGGCUUAUCGUCCUGGGGCUGGUGCUGGUGGCACUGGGAGUCUUCUUGGUGGCUGUGGAGGAGCCUCAAGUGUUUGUCACUUUCUGUACAAUGGGGGCGCUGAUGGUGAGCAUUGGGACAAUUUGGAGCAUGUGCCAGUGCUACCCACGGGUAACAUUCAUCCUGCAAGAACGGGAAGUGUUAGGAAGCAGUGAGAAACAGGAGCUGUGUGCUGAAGUCAAAGUCCUACAGGUCAGUGACAGUUCGGAUGAACCCGUCAGGGCUCCUCUGGCUGUUUUCAGUCAGAUAGAGGAUGUCGAAAAGGAUGAAAUCCUCUCACUAUCCGAGACAGAAAAAUCUCCUGAGAUCACUGGCAUCGCCCAGAGCUCUCCCAGCAUGCACCAGGCCUGCUCGAGUACCUCUCUUCCAGACAACAGGGCUGCACAACCUGAUACUGAUCUCUACUAUGGGGAGGUGGAUGAUCCCAGCUUCUUAAAAACAGAGCUGGAUAGUGAAUAAAAGUCUGAAAUGCUUUUUAACUCAGGGGUCAUAAAUGCAGAAUGGGUAGUGCACUGGUUGCAGUACAUCCUGGUUAUGAGACACACAAAUGCCUCAUUCCACUCUGAUACUCACUCACACAUACACAUUACCAACUGUGAUUCACAUUUCCAUGGAGACAGGAGUACAGUUAAAGGGGAUAAAAGGAGGAAGUGGUGAGAGAAGGAGCUAGUAAAUAUUUAAACUUUAUGUUCGGGUCAUGAAUACGGCUUUGUAUCACAGUCAACAGCUUUACAAUGGCAGCAGCUGCCAAAAUGUUUUCUUCAAUCAAGUGUGCUGGGGAAGACAACAAAAAGAGCAAUAUGACGAAUAAAAUGGUUAAACAAGACGUGUGCAGGACUAGUGUCUGAUAUGUAGAGUUGUUAUGAGGCAAGUACAUUUAGAUUAAUGUUCAGGUUCAGCUGUGUUUAUACCAUCAGCCAUCCAACAAACGUGACGACCCUGGAUAGACGUCCUGCUGCAACGCUGUGAAAAUAACCAGACAUAGUCAUUGCUUUAUAAGGAGAACAUGCACAUGCACACAGGGUUUACUGAACGAUUACGGUGCAUAUCAACCCAUUCAGGUGUCAGUAUAGUGCAACUCAGAAAUCCACUCACUCAAACAUAGUUUAGUGUAAUUGUCAUUUUCCUCAACAUUGAGCUAUUUUAUUAUCUGUUAUCAUUCAAAGUUGUAAUGCGAAGUGGUUUACAAUCAUUUCAGCAGAUUUCCAACGAUUUUCAUCUCAGAUUUGUUUUCUGAACUCAAAACCCAGUUUAACAUAACACAACGCAGUCUUCAUAACAGAUCUGCAGAAGGCAGCAUCGGACUAUAUUUAAUAGGAGAAUUUCUGCAGGACAGACAGGAGCUGGGAUUAACUUUCACUCAGACGAAUAAGAGCCAUUUCUGGAGAUACGGGAAAAUAGUCUAAGCUGUUUAGCUGUUUGAUCUCAUAGAACCCUGUAAUAUUUCCAGAUGCAAUGUAUUCAUUUCACAGACGCUUUUAUCCAAAUCUACUUACAAAUGGGUCAGAAUGCAGUCCAAGACUAAAUCUGUAGCUAACUGUGAUACAAGUGCUGCACAACUAAGUUUCCACUGAUUGACCAGAAAAAAAGAAAUGGUGCAAAAGUAGGAGAGAGACGCUUCACAAACUUCACGUGAACUUUUCACAUGUAGUACACGUGAUCUUAUAUUUCCACACGUU
This is a messenger RNA of Ictalurus furcatus (blue catfish), 1953 nucleotides long. RefSeq names its product barttin CLCNK type accessory subunit beta (gene bsnd). Lineage: Eukaryota; Metazoa; Chordata; Actinopteri; Siluriformes; Ictaluridae. Gene Ontology annotation, biological process: chloride transport. Bases 209 to 733 code for a protein of 174 amino acids. Gene Ontology annotation, molecular function: chloride channel regulator activity. The transcript has 3 exons. The record is from RefSeq and is a predicted model, not a curated record. Gene Ontology annotation, cellular component: basolateral plasma membrane.